UCAUAUAAUGCAAUAUAUAUAAGUUGACAAAUAAAACAAUAAUCUCAUACACUAACUUUCACCAAUCUCUAGCUUCCAAACACAAAACAUGCAAAGCGGCAGAGAUGAGCCAGUAUCACCUGCUGGACGGUUAUUUUUGCAGUCAAAAACUGAGCUUAUAAUCAACUGUUCAAUAGGCUUCAAAAAUCCCCUUGAACCAGAAGCCAUGAAAACAUAUUUUGCAAACUCUUUAUUCAUGAAACACCCUAGAUUUUGCAGUCUCUUAGUGGUGGAUGCAAAGGGUAGGGAAUUUUGGAGGAAAACCAAAAUCAAUAUAGAUGAUCAUGUAAUCAUUCAUCCCAAAAAUCCAAGCUUAGAAUGUGAAUCAGAGGAAGAAUGUGAGGACAAAAUCAAUGCUAUUUUAGCAGAUUAUGCAGUUUCUUCUCCUUUGAGUAUGGAGAAACCCUUAUGGGAGUUACACAUAAUUAGUGAACUUAAAUGUAUGAUUUUUCGAUUUCAUCAUGCUAUGGGAGAUGGCAUUUCUUUGAUGUCAUUGUUUUUAGCUACUUGCAAAAGAUUAUGUGAUGGUAAAGAUGCUCUUAGUGAUGUCAAUGUUGGUGAGAAUAAGAAGGGAGAAAUCAAGAAAAGGAAGGGGAAAGGAAAUCCAUUCAUAAGAAUAUUGAAGGUGAUUUGGUGGACAAUACUUUCUGUGAUGGAGGUGAUUGGAAGGUCUUUAUGGGUAAGAGAUAAAAAGACUGUGAUUAGCGGCGGCGAUGGGGUGGAGCUCUGGCCGAGGAUGGUGGCAACUGCCAAGUUUACUCUUGAGGAUAUGAAAACUGUCAAAAGGACUAUUCCUCAGGCGACCAUCAACGACGUUCUCUUUGGCGUUUUAUCUUUGGGGUUUUCGAAAUAUUUGGAGAGUCGAUCGUCACAAGGUUUGCAGGAAGGACAACAAAUUACGGGAUUAGCCAUGGUUAAUUUAAGAAAGCAACCCGGAUUACAGGAAGUAUCCAAGUUAAUGGAUGAAAAUUGUUCCAGAUGGGGCAAUAAAUUCGGGUUUAUGAUAUUGCCUGUUUAUUAUCAUAACACAAAAGAUGCAGAUCCACUGAAGUUUGUAAAAAGAGCUAAGGUGAUGAUUGAUCGGAAAAAACAAUCCUUGGGGGCUCAUUUCUCAUACUAUGCAGGGAAGUUUACGAUGUCUCUAUUUGGACCAAAGGCUGCGAGCAUGUCUAAUCACAAAAUUCUUUGCAAUACAACCUUCACCAUCUCAAACAUAGUUGGUACACAAGAGGAAUCCACAUUUGCUGGAAAUCCCAUGACCUAUAUAACAGCAACAACUACUAGCUUGCCUACUGCGGUUAUGAUGCACAUGGUGAGCUAUGCGGGAAAGGCUAGCUUGCAAAUUUCAGUGGCAAAAGAAAUAAUCCCUGAUCCACGCUUUAUGGCAAAGUGCUUUGAAGAUGCCUUGCUCGAAAUGAAGACUGUUGCACAGCGUGCAGCAAUGGAUGAUGUCUGCUAGCUUAGCCAUUGGAUUCAAAAUUGCAAUCACGCAUGAUGAACCGAUGAGACCUUAGUGUAGUUAGUUGGCAUGUAUGCAUGAUCGCAUGGGCACUAUGGAUCUGUAAUACUAUAUGUGCUUAGUGAGUAUGUGUGAUUUUAUAUGAUCGAUGUGAUGCCUAAGUAAGCUGCUAAAGUUCCUAUAUACAAUACUCUAGCAUUUAUUUUAGUCUACAAGACUACGUAUUCCCACAACAAUGUUGUAUCCGUGAAAAAUUCUCCAUUCACAUUACUCAUUUUUUAGGGUAGCUAUAGAUUCUAAGUACAAUGGUGAUUGUGUCAAAAAAGAUCAACUACUACUAUGUUAUAAAGAGUAUGUUAUACUAUAUUUCUCCCCAUAAAAGCAAAAAAGAGAUUGUAGAUUAGUUGGUUAUUGUUUUCGUAUUUAAAAUAAGAGGUUGCGUGUUCGAGUCUUCACACGUACAUUUUCGUUAAUUACUUUAUAGUUUUGUUUCAAAGGACGAAGUACAUGUGGUAGCAUAACAUUUGUUUGCUUUGGGUUAUAUAUAUAUACUAGUUUUUUAUGCACGCGAUGUGUGCAACGA
Messenger RNA from Beta vulgaris subsp. vulgaris (sugar beet), 2081 nucleotides. Its product is annotated as wax ester synthase/diacylglycerol acyltransferase 5. Gene Ontology annotation, molecular function: long-chain-alcohol O-fatty-acyltransferase activity; diacylglycerol O-acyltransferase activity. The transcript is spliced from 6 exons. Lineage: Eukaryota; Viridiplantae; Streptophyta; Magnoliopsida; Caryophyllales; Amaranthaceae. Gene Ontology annotation, cellular component: plasma membrane. The record is from RefSeq and is a predicted model, not a curated record. Gene Ontology annotation, biological process: triglyceride biosynthetic process. The coding region runs from base 89 to 1498 and encodes 469 amino acids.